UGAAUCUUUUUGUCAUAAACAUUUCAGAUACAUAAGAUGUUAGAGAUUAGAUUGCGGUUUAAAAUGUUUAAAUGUGGAGUGCGGUACUGGGUGAUACGCGUUCGAAGAUAAGACAACUCUGAACCGCAAGCCGUGAUUUGACUUGAGACGAUUACUCAUUGACGAUUACAUCUAAGAAUUGUCUACCUCUAGUUUCUGCUUUCAGGAAUCUGUUUGUUUUUGGCAUACACGUACUAUUGUUUUUAUCUUCAAUUUAGAUGCGUGCCUCGACUAGAGGAGAGAUGAGUGCAUCGAAACUCGUUGGCUUGUCAACUCGUCAGUUUUGUUAAGACUUUCGGUGAAACCGCACUCGUAUUCCGACGCUCUGAUCAAUUAUUUUCUUUCAAUUGAUUAUUGAGACGGAAGAAUAUCUGUUAAUUAUUCAAGUGAAAAUUAAUUCAUAUUAAAUAAAACUUUAUUUCUACUGUUAAUUUAUAAUUUAUAAAAUAGCUAAAUUUUAUAAAGCUUAACAACAGCAUAUUUAAUAACAGCAUUCACGUCACGUGAUAAAUGUGCUCUCCAAAACAGAGAAUCAGUGUAUUAUCACUGAAAGAGUAAAUAGUUAUUGACGAUUAAUUUAUAAAUUAUCAUUGUAAAUAAAAAAAAGAUUUCACUGAAAGAAUUAAUAAUAUUGGUGAGCGAUGUAAAACGGAAGCAUAAGGUGCAUGUGUUUAUACUGAAGAUCAGUGAAAUACUCAUUAAUUCUCAGUAAAAUUCUUUUUUGUUUCUAUCAGUAAUAUUUUCACUGGUUCAUUGAGCGCAAAGAGUUUACAAGAGCGCAAAGAAUUACAAGUGUAUGUAGUUUACACAAGUGCGUACAGUUUAACUAAGUUUAAGUGCGCACGAGUUUACACGAUCAUAUAAAAUUACAAUAUAUUAUAUUUGGAAGGUAGCAUGGGAGAUCUAUGCAAGUAGAAGUAUAAGAAUAUCUUGAAUUACAACGAAAUCUCUAAUUAUUAGCGAACAUUAUCGUCAUGCCUGCGUCGGAAAGUCAACGUGCUUAAGUUUUGGUUAAUUUUAGACACUGAAUCGGUAUCGCGAGGAAGCUGGUGGCGAGGAAACGCGUGUGCAGGAAAUACUGUGCGGUGAACAAGUAUCACGCGUACGUGUCAAUACACAUAUGUCGGUAUCAUAAUUAGUAUUUUUAGCGGGCCAUCGCAACAGUUUCGUUUUGUGCCGCGCGAUGUCAACACGCAAUAUUUCAAUGUGAGUCAAUUAACAUCGUGGAAUACGUUAUAAAAAUUUUCAAGCGUCGCACCUGCAACUGAACGUUUGGAGCUUAAUGUUUCGGGCUUAGCGUUAAUUUACAAUUUACGUUAUUGUUACGUAAAUUGCAUUAAUUAUUUUGAAAUGAUGGGGAUUAGAGCAAUUAGUUUGUUCGCAUUUUGCGUGCUCGCCCUGUUGGAUAAUAACGGUGUAACAGAGGGUCACAGUGUGAAAGAUUAUUUACGGGGUUUUCUCGCGCUGAAACAAAUAACAAAUCUUCGACAUGGAAUUCUCCCAGGCACUCUUUGGUGUGGCCGGGGAAAUAUUGCCCGCGAGGAUUCCGAAUUGGGCACAUAUACAGAGAUGGACAAGUGUUGCAGAACUCACGAUCGCUGCGAAGACUACAUAAGACCGAAGGCUACGAGAUACGGGCUGUACAACAAAUACAUUUGCAGGAGUUCGUUGUGCGAGUGCGAGUUGCAAUUUUACAACUGUUUGAAGCAAAUACGCGGAUUCUACGCAUAUUCCGUAAGAAAUAUAUACUUUAGACAAUGCAAACAGUGUUUCCGCACUUUCUACGAUGCUGAGGAGUGCGUGAAAGAGGGUCUUAAUAUAAUCGACGAGAUGGACCGUAAGGAUCGUCGUGUUUUCUGCGCGAAGUUUGACCGAAUUCCAAAAUGGGGCCAACACAACAUUACAACGCCGGAAUUGAUCUCCGCUACCAAACUUUCAACUUGGGACGAUGAUGAAUCUAUACAACUUGUUUCGCGCUUCUAUUCCGGGGAAGACGGAAAGUAUUUUAACGACAACGGGAAUGAGGACUACGAAGAAAACGGCAACGCUUCCUACGAAAGUUACAAAUCAAUCGAGGACAAUAAUUAAUGUACUUUAAUUCUAUGGUAUACGUUUACAUUUAUCGACAUUGUUGAAAACGAGUUAUGAUUUCUUGGAGAAUGUUUUCUUCUCAAGUUCCAACGACUUUAACUCAGGAGUGCUACUAUUGAAUUUUCAUUUAAUUGCUAAUUUAAGUUUAAUAAAGCUUUCAAAAUAUAUGUAUGAUAGCUUGAAAUAAUAUUUAUUGAGAUUUUGUAUACAUUAAAAUUAUAUUGAUUUAGUUUAUUUAAAUAUCUUGCCCCCUAUGAAAUAGAAAAAGAAAUAAGAAACAUUCUUAAUUUUGUGAGAAAAUUUUUACGCAUAGUAAUUGUAUUAAUGUAGAAAAAAUAUUAGUAGCACUCCAAGGUACAAGUGUUAGAGAAGAUAGGAUUAAAUAUCUAUUCAGACCAAUUAUAUGAAAAUCAACGUACAUAUUUGGAACAAACCUAUAAUUUCGUAUAUUUUUUAUUUUACAAAAGCUGAUCCGACGGUUAAUUAAAUAGUCUUCAUAUUACGUAUCGAGCGUUGUUCAGUUAAAAGCAUUUCGAAAUUUUCAUGCCCUGAGAAUAUAGAAUAACGUUUUAGAAUAAUGCUUCAUUAUUUCCUGACAAUCUGAACAUAUUUUAUGUAUAAAUGCUUCUGAUUCAA
This is a messenger RNA of Solenopsis invicta (red fire ant), 2766 nucleotides long. RefSeq lists its product as uncharacterized. Gene Ontology annotation, biological process: phospholipid metabolic process; arachidonate secretion. The record is from RefSeq and is a predicted model, not a curated record. Lineage: Eukaryota; Metazoa; Arthropoda; Insecta; Hymenoptera; Formicidae. Gene Ontology annotation, molecular function: A2-type glycerophospholipase activity. The transcript is spliced from 4 exons. The coding region runs from base 1390 to 2127 and encodes 245 amino acids.